This is a messenger RNA of Camellia sinensis, 1727 nucleotides long. NCBI's taxonomy places the organism in Eukaryota, Viridiplantae, Streptophyta, Magnoliopsida, Ericales, Theaceae. The record is from RefSeq and is a predicted model, not a curated record.
GGAGAGACCUAUAGGGGGAUUAACAAGGAACCAGUUCUUCCUCAUUGCCUUCACUUGCAGCUUUGCAUACUAUGUCUUCCCAGGCCACCUCUUCCCAAUGCUAACUUCUCUUUCCUGGCUAUGUUAUUUAUUUCCCAAUUCCAUCCUAGCCCAACAACUAGGCUCAGGCCUCCAUGACCUUGGGAUUGGUGCACUCGGAUUCGAUUGAUCCAGCAUAUCCUCUUACCUUGGGAGCCCACUUGCUAGCCCAUGGUUUGCCACUGCCAACAUUGCUCUUGGGUUUGUGCUUAUAAUGUAUGUCAUGACUCCAAUUACUUAUUGGCUUAACAUCUUCAAUUCCAAGACUUUCCCUAUUUUCUCAGAUGGACUAUUCACAUCCACUGGUCAAGAUUACAAUAUCAGUGCCAUUGUGGACCCUGACUUCCAUAUUGGCUUCGAGGUUUAUGAGAGGGAGGGUCCUCUUUAUCUCAGCACCUCGUUGGCUAUGACCUAUGCUCUCAGUUUUGCUUGCCUCACUGUCACUGUUGUUCAUGUCUUCCUUUUCCAUGGAAGUGCUCUCUCUAAGUUGAACCCACUUUUUACAUGGUUAUAGAGAAUUGUAGCAGCAAAGCAAGUAUGCUUUCCAAGAAAACAAGAUUGAUGUGCACACAAAGUUGAUGAGAAAGUACAAACAAGUUCCAGAAUGGUGGUUCAGUUGCAUCCUCCUGAUAAACAUGACAGCAGCCAUAUUUACAUGUGAGUACUUCAAGGAUCAACUUCAGCUGCCAUGGUGGGGAGUCUUGCUGGCAUGUGGCCUCGCCUUCUUUUUCACCCUUCCCAUUGGUGUCAUCACUGCCACAACAAACCAGACACCAGGGUUAAAUGUGAUUACAGAAUAUAUCAUUGGGUAUAUGUAUCCAGGAUAUCCAGUUGCCAACAUGUGCUUCAAGGUGUAUGGGUUUAUUAGUAUGAAGCAAGGGAUCACCUUUCUCCAAGACUUCAAGCUUGGGCAUUACAUGAAAAUUCCUCCUAGGACAAUGUUUAUGGCCCAGGUAGUAGGAACUCUUGUAUCAGCACUGGUACACUUAACAACAGCAUGGUGGCUCAUGGACACCAUUCCAAACAUCUGCAACAGGUCCCUCCUCCCCCCUAGCAGCCCCUGGACAUGUCCGAGCGACCACGUCUUCUACGACGCCUCAGUCAUCUGGGGCCUAAUCGGUCCACGUAGAAUCUUCGGAGACCUAGGCUACUACUCUUCCAUCAACUGGUUUUUCUUAGCAGGGGCUAUAUCUCCCCUUCUAGUCUUUCUUGCACACAAGGCCUUCCCAAACCAGCACUGGAUUCGACUCAUUACCAUGCCAGUGCUUUUAGGUGCAUCAAUCUGGAUGCCUCCAGCUACUGCUGUGAACUACACGAGUUGGGUUGUGAUUGGUUUUUUGUCUGGUUUUGUUGGGUAUAGGUAUUGCAGGAGUUGGUGGAGCCGCCAUAACUACUUGCCUUCAGGGGCACUUGAUGCUGGGUUAGCUUUCAUGGCUGUGUUGUUGUAUUUGUGUUUGGGGAUGCAGGGUGUUGAGCUUAGCUGGUGGGGCAGUGACCCAGAUGGGUGUCCCUUGGCUUCUUGCCCUACUGAGGUAGGGAUUGUGGUUAAAGGCUGCCCCACUUAUGUUGGGUAAUAUGUGAGUAGGUGUUUCCAAUUAAUGACUCAUUGGAAAAUUUUAUGCGUGGGACGUGCUUUUUGUUAAAUAGUC